GUUUUACAUAUAUUCAAAGUAUUUCGAUUUGUUUGAUGAAUCUAUCUAUUCUAUUUAUUUGACAAAUACUUUUUAUUUAUUUACAAAGAAGAACAAAAAAUCCUAUCCAUAACAGAAAUAUUCGUCUCUCUCCCUCACCAGAACAAGAGUUUCACUCAACUACAUAAGCAGGCAGCGAAGAAUGGCGGUGGCCAACGCUUGGGCCCCGGGGAACUCGGCCGUGCCUCUGCGGCAGUUCCGCCGCUCCUCCACCGCUACCCCUGAAACCUUCAGCUCCCUCUUGAGGAAAAAAUCACCACUCAAUUUGCCCGAUAGAUUUCACAUCACAAGAAGAAGGGAUUUCAAUACAUCUAGCCGAUGCAACUGCAAUCUCGAGGACGGCGCCGAUUGUGGCGGCGAUGGUGUGGGUUCCUAUUCUUCGUCCUCGCCUUGUUCAUCGUCAUCGCCGUCUGAGGAUUGGGACUGGAACAGGUGGACCCGCCAUUUUUCUGAGGUCGAGCAGGCUGAGAACUAUGCCUCUGUUCUCAAGUUUCAGUUAGAGGAUGCAAUAGAGAUGGAAGACUUCGGGGAAGCUUCUAAGUUGAAGACGGCCAUUGCAGAGGCUACGUCCAAAGACAGUAUUGCUGAAAUUAUGUCGGAGUUAAAGAGUGCAAUUGACGAAGAGCGUUACCAUGAUGCUUCAAGAUUAUGCCGAAAUACAGGAAGUGGGCUGAUUGGUUGGUGGGUUGGCUAUUCAAAGGACUUGGGUGACGGGAGAUUAGUCCAGAUCACACCCGGAACAGGCAGAUUUAUAGGAAAAUGUUAUAGUCCAAGGCAGUUGAUCACAGCAUCUCCUGGAACUCCACUGUUCGAGAUAUUUGUUGUUCAGGACAACGAAGGAUAUAAAAUGCAGGUCGCAUUUCUAAAAUCGGUCAAAGGAAAUUCAGCAAAUUCGAGCUCCUCGACUGAUAAAUCCACCAAAGGAUCCUCAGUGGUUGAAGACAAAAAUUCAUCCGUAAAAAUCGAUGUCAAGCCAGAAGAAAAUGAAGUGGAGAAACGAGAAGUUGAUUCGGAAGAAAGUUCCGAGGAAGGAAUAAAGAGCGUCAUAAAUUUUCUAAACGAAAAAAUCCCAGAACUUAAGUUCAAAGUGACAAGGAUCGACAUUACAACUGAGGAUACAAGUGAUGAUGAUUUGAAACAGUUUAUUGAAAACGAUAAUGAGAAGGAAACUAGUGAUGAAGUUAACACAGAAGAAGAUAGUGAUAUUGAUAACAGAGAUCGAGCUUCAGCAGAAGAAAAUGGUGACACAAUAGAAAAUGCAAGUGAUUUAGACGUAAAGCUCUACAUUGGAGGUGUGUUGCAUAAUAGAGAAGACAGUCUCGCUAAGGAUGAGUAUGUUCGUGUUCCGGCUGAUAUUGAGAAUGUUGAGAGGGAUUCCUUUGUGUUGCAUAUUCGUGAGGGAUAUCACGAUAAUAAUAAUAAUAAUAAUAAUAAUACUGAAGAAGAUAUUGUGUCGAAAGAUAAGGUGGCUGCACUAGUUUCACAAGGCCUUUCGGAACUUAUGCCUCCUGAAGUUGCCAAUGCAUUUUGGAACUCGGAUAAAGUUUCUCCUAAGCUCUCCAAAGACAUACGUGAACUAGUGAAGCGUGCAGUCAGUCAAGCACAGAAACGAAAUAAACUGUCCGAGUAUACUAAUUUUAGUCGGAUCACUACUUACAAUGGUGAUUUAGAUCCUUUUGAUGGCCUUUAUGUUGGUGCUUUUGGCCCAUAUGGACCUGAGGUCAUACAAUUAAGGCGUAAAUAUGGUAAUUGGAACACACAUAAAGAUGAUAUGUCUUCUGAUGUUGAGUUCUUCGAGUAUGUUGAGGCUGUCAAGCUGACUGGAUAUAUGAAUCUUCCUGCCGGCCAGGUUGCAAGUUACAAAGGCCAAGGAAGAAUUGGGAAGUUCGGGCUUCGAGACUCCAAGUGGGUCGAAGGCGAGCUUCUUCAACUCGAUGGCAGGAGUUUGGGACCAUAUAUCAAUGGUGCGAAUUUGGGUUUUCUUUAUACUGCCCGCAAACAACAAAACGUCCUUGUGCUUUUCCAUCGUCUGAAACUUCCCGAGUGAGUUCUGCUUAAAAAGAUUGCAUCUCUCUCUCUGUCUCUCUCUUUCCUUUUUUUCUUCGGCGGAAUCUUUAAUAUUUUUCUCAGAUUUCGUCUGUUUAACUACGAGAGGCAUUCUGUACACUAAAGUUUUGUAGUUUAUUUGUACUUUAUAUUAAAUAUACGAUCUGGAAAAAUGUAUUAAGAAAUAAGGAACAUGUGCCUAUAAUCUAUAUAGUAUUUGCAGUUGUUGAUUGAUUUGUUAAUCUGGGUAAGUUAUGAACAACAUAGAAAAGGUCCUUUUUUAAAGAAAGUAGGAGACUUUUAAUGCAUGGCUAACUUUUGUUUUUUUUUAUGCCGAUAAAGCAGUAAAAGCCAGC
Messenger RNA from Striga asiatica, 2441 nucleotides. NCBI's taxonomy places the organism in Eukaryota, Viridiplantae, Streptophyta, Magnoliopsida, Lamiales, Orobanchaceae. The record is from the annotation of a GenBank genome assembly.